AUGGAUUUUGCAAAGCGUUGGUGUAGAAAAUUAAAACCAAAAGAUAAACCUAAAUCUUCACAGAAAAAGGAAGUUCGAAGUUAUGGAAAAGAAGGUCAAAGAGUAACAAGUGAAGAAGCACCUUCAAAUGCUACUAAACAGAAGGUUGAAGCUGCUAAACAGUAUAUAGAAAAACACUACAAGGAGCAAAUGAAGAAUCUUAAUGAAAGGAGGGAAAGGCGUAAUGUACUUGAGAAGAAAUUGGCUGAUUCAGAGGUCUCUGAAGAAGAACAAAACAAUCUCCUUAAACAUCUGGAGAAGAAGGAAACAGAAUAUAUGCGCCUUCAGAGGCAUAAAAUGGGUGCUGAUGAUUUUGAGCCAUUGACAAUGAUCGGAAAGGGUGCAUUUGGAGAGGUUAGAAUAUGCAGGGAGAAGACAACUGGAAAUGUGUAUGCAAUGAAAAAACUUAAGAAGUCCGAAAUGCUUCGUAGAGGACAGGUUGAACAUGUGAAAGCAGAAAGGAACCUACUUGCAGAAGUUGAUAGCAAUUGCAUUGUUAAGCUUUAUUGUUCAUUUCAAGAUGAAGAAUUUCUGUACCUCAUAAUGGAAUAUCUACCUGGUGGAGAUAUGAUGACAUUACUCAUGCGAAAAGACACAUUAACUGAAGAUGAAGCUCGGUUUUAUGUUGGUGAAACUGUUCUUGCAAUCGAAUCCAUUCACAGACAUAAUUAUAUUCAUAGGGAUAUUAAACCUGAUAACUUGCUCCUUGAUAAAUCUGGACACAUGAAACUAUCAGAUUUUGGAUUAUGUAAACCAUUAGAUUGCAGUAAUCUUCAAGAAAAAGAUUUUUCUUCUGCAAAUAAUUUAAGUGGGGCCCUUCAAAGUGAUGGGCGCCCUGCAAUGCCCAAACGCACUCAACAAGAGCAAUUGCAGCAUUGGCAGAGGAAUAGAAGGAUGCUUGCUUAUUCAACUGUUGGCACACCUGAUUAUAUUGCUCCUGAAGUUUUACUGAAGAAAGGAUACGGAAUGGAAUGCGAUUGGUGGUCUCUUGGGGCUAUCAUGUAUGAAAUGCUUGUUGGAUACCCACCCUUCUAUUCAGAUGAACCAAUGUCCACCUGUAGAAAGAUAGUGAAUUGGAGAACUCAUUUGAAAUUUCCCGAAGAGGCAAAAUUGUCACCAGAGGCAAAAGAUCUCAUCUGUAAACUUUUAUGCAAUGUUGAAAAGAGGCUUGGGACCAAAGGUGCUCAUGAAAUUAAGGCACAUCAAUGGUUCAAGGGUAUAGAUUGGGAGAAGUUGUAUCAAAUUGAAGCUGCAUUUAUUCCAGAAGUGAAUGAUGAGCUGGAUACCCAAAAUUUUGAGAAGUUUGAGGAGGGUGACAACCAAAUUCCUUCUUCAACAAAAUCAGGUCCUUGGAGAAAGAUGCUAUCUUCAAAAGAUGUGAACUUCAUGGGGUACACCUAUAAGAACUUUGAAAUUGUAAAUGAACAUGAAGUUCCAGGAAUCGCUGAGUUGAAGAAGAAGAGUACAAAACCUAAGAGGCCAACAGUGAAGUCACUUUUUAAAGAAGAAACGGAUUCAACUUCCUCUCAACAAACACAAGGAAGCUUUCUUAACCUCUUGCCUAGGCAACUAGAAGUCUCCAAGAAAGAGGAGUCUAAAUGAAUUGUUAUUUCUUAUGUGUUGAUAAGAGUCACAUAGCAAUAGUUUAAAAAAAAAAGGAAAAACAAUGUGUUUACUUGUGGGUAAAUACAGAAUGAAAGAUGUGGAUUUGCAAGUUUGUUUCGAUUUGCUUGAUAUUUUUAUGGGUUUGGAGCUUUUUUAAUUUUUUUUUUUUGGAGUUUUGGGGUGUGGUUGUAAAUUGGUUUCAUGGAUUGUGUAUAUUUGUUUUUAGUUUUACUACUUGUAAUUGGUGUGCAACUUAAAUCCAAUUGUGAGAGUAACAAAAUUAUGGGAU
Lactuca virosa is the source of this 1933-nucleotide messenger RNA. NCBI's taxonomy places the organism in Eukaryota, Viridiplantae, Streptophyta, Magnoliopsida, Asterales, Asteraceae. The record is from the annotation of a GenBank genome assembly.